Messenger RNA from Trichoderma asperellum CBS 433.97, 1950 nucleotides. RefSeq lists its product as uncharacterized. Gene Ontology annotation, biological process: long-chain fatty acid import into cell; very long-chain fatty acid metabolic process. Lineage: Eukaryota; Fungi; Ascomycota; Sordariomycetes; Hypocreales; Hypocreaceae. Gene Ontology annotation, molecular function: very long-chain fatty acid-CoA ligase activity; long-chain fatty acid-CoA ligase activity; long-chain fatty acid transmembrane transporter activity. The record is from RefSeq and is a predicted model, not a curated record. Gene Ontology annotation, cellular component: cytoplasmic side of plasma membrane; lipid droplet; peroxisome.
AUGCCAGUCCCCCUCCCCAUCGUCCUCCCCGCGGCGGCCGCCUCCUUGGCCUACCUCAACGCCAAAUCUGGCUUUUGGUACGACUUCACGCUCAUCAAAAGCAUCGCCAAGGCUACCAUCCGUGUGCGUCGUGGCCUCAGGAACGACACAAUCAACCUCUUUUACCUCUUGGAGAGCCAUGCCAAAAGCGCCCGCUACGCCGACAAGGCGUUCCUCAUCUUUGAGGGCAAGACUUACACCUAUGCGCAGACCUACGACAGAGUCCUCCGCUAUGGCCACUGGAUCAAGACAAAGUUUGAUGUCAAGCCCAAGGACAUUGUGGCCAUGGACUUUCAGAAUUCAGAUACCUUUAUAUUUGUGUGGUUUGCGCUGUGGGCUAUAGGCGCGAAGCCGGCGUUUAUCAAUUACAACUUGACUGGAAAGGCCCUGGCACAUUGUAUCGAAGCGGCAACCACGAAGCUCUGUCUUAUUGAUCCGGCGGUAGCCUCAAAUGUCGAUGAAGAGAGUACUCAAAAUCUGCCCCAUGUCAACUUCGUUGUCUUCACCCCAGAGGCCGAGGCUGAGGCCAUGUCCACAGCUCCUGUGAGAAGCCCAAACGCGGAUAGAUCGGAGGAUGCCAUGUCCAACAUGGCAAUGCUCAUCUACACCUCCGGCACCACGGGCCUGCCCAAGGCCGCGGUCGUGGCAUGGGGGAAAUGCAUCUAUGGAGGGAGCAUCGCCGAGACGCUCCUAGGUCGUGGUGGCGACGAUAUCAUGUACACGUGUAUGCCCCUAUACCACUCCUCCGCCUCCAUCCUCUCACUCUGCGCAACCCUCCACGCUGGCUCAACCCAAGCACUGGGACGCAAAUUCUCAACAAAGACCUUCUGGGACGAUUGCCGCGCCUCAAAGGCCACCAUGAUCCAGUACGUUGGCGAGACGCUGCGCUAUCUCCUGGCCGCCCCUCCGCAGGUCGACCCCGUCACUGGCGAGAACCUCGACCGCAAGCACAGCGUUCGCCUCGCCUUUGGCAACGGCCUCCGCCCAGACGUCUGGGACCGCGUCAAGGAGCGCUUCGGCAUCGAGACCAUCGCCGAGUUCUACGCCGCCACCGAGUCGCCCGGCUCCGCGUGGAACAUUAGCAGCAACGACCUGGGCCGCGGUGCCAUUGGUCGUUCUGGCUGGCUGUACUCGCUCAUCAGCAACACCGCCGCGGCACUCGUCGAGGUCGAUCAUGACACUGACUCGCCCUGGCGCGAUCCCGUGACGAAAUUCUGUCGCCGUGUGAAGCCCGGCGAGCCCGGCGAGAUGCUGUAUCGCCUCCCUCCCGAAGACGUCAAUGAGCGCUUUCAGGGCUACUUCAACAACCCAAACGCCUCCAACUCCAAGAUCCUGCGCGAUGUCUUCGCCCCCGGCGACGCCUGGUUCCGCUCCGGCGACAUCCUGCGCCGCGACCCCAGCGGGUUCACCUUCUUCAGCGAUCGUAUCGGCGACACCUUCCGCUGGAAGUCCGAGAACGUCUCCACCGCCGAGGUCAGCCAGGCCGUCGGGCUCCACCCUUCAGUGCGCGAGGCCAACGUCUACGGCGUGCAGCUACCGCACCACGACGGCCGUGCGGGAUGCGCCGCCAUCUGCUUCGACACGCCUGUGCCGGACGAGGCCACGCUGAGGAGCCUGGCCGAUCAUGUGAAGGCGUCGCUGCCGCGGUAUGCUCGCCCCUUGUUCCUUCGACUUGUCCGGGAGGUGGGGGCCGAAGGCCAGACGACGGGGACGAAUAAGCAGCAGAAGAGUAGCCUGCGAGCUGCGGGUGUGAAGCCGAAAUUGAGAACAACAACAGAAGCAGAAGACGGUAGCGGCGAUACUGGCAAGGAAGAGGAGGAGGCUGAUAUAUACUGGCUCAAAGGUAAUACAUAUGUACCCUUUAGAGAAAAGGAGUGGAGAGAGCUUGAGGGCGGAAGAGUGAAACUGUAG